This is a messenger RNA of Limanda limanda (common dab), 5621 nucleotides long. It is a transcript of the gene clec16a, whose product is annotated as C-type lectin domain containing 16A. The coding region runs from base 124 to 3429 and encodes 1101 amino acids. Gene Ontology annotation, cellular component: endolysosome membrane; late endosome. Gene Ontology annotation, biological process: regulation of autophagosome maturation; endosomal transport; endosome to lysosome transport. The transcript is spliced from 23 exons. Lineage: Eukaryota; Metazoa; Chordata; Actinopteri; Pleuronectiformes; Pleuronectidae. The record is from RefSeq and is a predicted model, not a curated record.
UGCUAAGUGGCUACCACCAGGAGAAAGUGGGUGUAAUGGACGCCCUCGGAGCCUAAACACCGAGAUACACCGCUCGUCUGGCAGCAGCAUCGAACCCCCGGUGUGGGAGAAACCAGCACAGCCAUGUUCGGCCGCUCGCGGAGCUGGGUGGGAGGACAGGGGAGGGCGAAGAACAUCCACUCCCUGGACCAUCUGAAGUAUAUGUACCACGUCCUGACCAAGAACACAACGGUGACCGACAGCAAUCGCAACCUCCUAGUGGAGACCAUCCGCUCCAUCACAGAGAUCCUCAUCUGGGGCGACCAGAAUGACAGCUCUGUGUUCGACUUCUUUCUGGAGAAGAACAUGUUUGCCUUCUUCCUCAACAUCCUGCGUCAGAAGUCCGGACGCUACGUCUGCGUCCAGCUCCUCCAGACCCUCAACAUACUGUUUGAGAACAUUAGCCACGAGACGUCUUUAUAUUACCUCUUGUCAAACAACCACGUGAACUCCAUCAUUGUCCACAAGUUUGACUUCUCAGACGAGGAGAUCAUGGCCUACUACAUCUCCUUCCUCAAGACCCUGUCCCUCAAACUCAACACCCACACCGUGCACUUCUUCUACAAUGAGCACACUAAUGACUUUGCCCUGUACACCGAGGCCAUUAAGUUUUUCAACCACCCUGAAAGCAUGGUCCGCAUCGCAGUCCGCACCAUCACUCUCAACGUCUACAAAGUGGACAACCAGCACAUGCUGCACUACAUCCGAGAUAAGACGGCGGUCCCAUAUUUCAGCAACCUGGUGUGGUUUAUUGGCAGCCAUGUCCUCGAAUUGGACAAGUGUGUGCAGACAGAUGAAGAACACAAGAACCGGGGAAAGUUAAGUGACCUGGUAGCGGAGCACCUGGAUCACCUCCACUACCUCAAUGACAUCCUCAUCAUCAACUGUGAAUUCCUAAAUGAGGUGCUGACGGACCACCUCCUCAACCGUCUGUUCCUGCCCCUCUAUGUGUACUCAUUGGUCAUCCCUGAGACGUCUGAGGAGCGAAAGAUCAACCCCCAGGUGUCCUUGUACCUUCUGUCCCAAGUGUUUCUGAUCAUCCACUAUCGGCCACUGGUCGACUCCCUGGCCGAUGUUAUCCUCAACGGGGACCUGUCUGUCUUCACCCCACAGACAGACACACACAGCACACAUAAGAGCACGGCCAGUGCAAUAGGCCUGCGUCGGUUCACCAAGCCCUCGGAGUCUCUGGAGCGCUCCCUGGAGCUGUCCCGUAACCGGGGCCGCAAGAGAACCCAAAAGAGGCCAAACUACAAGAACCUAGGCGAGGACGAGGACGAGGAAAGGGCCGGCGGAGGGGGAGGAAGCGGAGGACUUGGAGGAGAGGAGACCUGGGAUGACAAUGGCAGAGGAGAGAGGGAUGGAGGCCGGGAGAAGGGAAAAGAGAUAGAGAUGGUGGUGAUGGAGAAGUGUAAGGUGUCCGAGCUGACUGAGCAGAACAUCACUGAUGAGGAGAAGACGGCCGCAGCCACUCGCACAUGCGCACAGAGAAGCAGACCGUUUUUGGACAUGGUGUACAGUGCCCUCGAUUGCGCCAACGAUGACUACCACGCCCUGUUUGUCCUCUGCCUGCUUUAUGCCGUCUCACACAGCAAAGGUAUAAACCGUGAUCUUCUGGAGCGGCUGCAGCUGCCAGUUCCUGACCAGGAGAAGAGCUGCUACAGCCUGGUGCUGGCAGAGAGACUGAUCCGAGUCAUGAGCCAGGCAGCACAACCAGACGGUAAAGUGCGUCUGGCUACACUGGAGCUGAGCUGCCUUUUGUUGAAGCAGUCAGUGCUGUCUGGAAACGUCUGUAUAAUCAAAGACGUCCAUCUGGCCUGCUUGGAGGGUGCCAGAGAAGAAAGUCUGCAUUUGCUGCGGAGGUUUUACAAGGGAGAGGAGAUCUUUCUGGACAUGUUUGAGGAUGAAUACAGAAGCAUGACGAGUAAACCUCUCAACGUGGAGUAUCUAAUGAUGGAUGCCUCGGUGCUGCUGCCACCCACGGGCACACCUCUGACCGGCAUCGACUUUGUAAAGAGACUUCCGUGUGGAGACGUGGAGAAGACUCGCAGGGCGAUCCGGGUGUUCUUCAUGCUGCGGUCGCUGUCGCUUCAGCUGCAGGGAGAACCUGAGACUCAGCUGCCUCUGACCAGAUCUGAAGACCUUAUCAAAACAGAUGAUGUCUUGGACCUCAACAACAGUGACCUAAUCGCCUGUAUGGUGGUCAGUAAAGAUGGCGGCCAGGCCCAGAGGUUCCUCGCUGUAGACGUGUACCAGAUGAGUUUGGUCGAGCCAGAAACCAAACGCCUCGGAUGGGGUGUAGUCAAGUUCGCUGGACUCCUGCAGGACAUGCAGGUGUCUGGUGUUGAGGACGACAGCAGAGCGUUGAACAUAAUCAUCCAUAAGCCCAUCUCCAACCCCCACGCCAAGCCCCUGCCCAUCCUCCAGGCCAACUUCAUCUUCGCUGACCACAUCCGCUGCAUCAUCGCCAAGCAGCGGCUGGCCAAGGGGCGCAUCCAGGCCCGCCGCAUGAAGAUGCAAAGGAUCGCCGCUCUGUUGGACCUGCCAGUGCAGCCCAGUGCCUCAGAGGUUCUGGGUUUUGGUCAGACUUCCAACGCUUCACCCAGCGGCCUCCCUUUCCGAUUCUACGAACAGUCAAGACGGGCCCCCAACGACCCCACAGCAGCGAGAUCAGUCUUUGGCUCCUCGGAUAAAGUUCCAGGUUUUGCGGUGGCUCACUGUGUGUCGCAGCACAGUCCCUCACCCCUCUCCUCCCCAUCGCCUCCCUCCAGUGGGAGUGGCAGCACCGGGAGAUGUGACUCUGUGACUGCAAGUACUGUAUCAGCUCAAAGCCCGACAGAUGACGGCACAUUUUUGGAGCACACUCCGCCCUCCUCCUCAGGUGGGGAAGGGGAAGGGGGAGGCGGGGAAGUAAUUCUACUUUCCUCUACUCCUUCAACCCCAGUCCCUGCUCCGGCCCUAGCCCCGAGCCUCACCCCGGCCUCCCAGCCCAACAUCUCCCUCCUCACCGACAACAACGCCGACUCCCUCAGCGUGGAGUCGCUCACGCUAAUGCCCCCGUCCGACUCGCCGCACCUGCACCCAUGCGCCAGCCACGCUCUCGCAACGCACUCCCUCCAGAGACCAGAUGCCUCCAUCGCAGAGGAGGAUGAGGAGGAGGAGACAGAAGGAGACAGGAGAGGAGGGCAAAGAGAUGUGGAGGAGAUGCAAGAGGAGGAGGGAUCGCCGAUGGAUGCGACGGUCAAAGAGGACACCGCCACGACAGAGUUGGCCACACCCACUGAGGGAGGAGACGAGCCAGAAGGUGAGGACACACCUCUAGAGGCGGAGCUAAAAAGAGACAACUCUGUGGAGAACUCAGAAGAUGCAGACUCACCAGAACUGGAUUAAACAACACACAAACUCCUGUUCAUGCACUUAACUUCAUCUCACACACACACAGGACAGGAGAGUGAUAGUGAAACUCUCCGGUGUGGCUACAGUAUAUUUUCACGUUGCGACUUGUUGGAAUUGUGUGAUGUGGAUAAAUCAGGAGGCUUUGGAAGCCUUUGUGUUUGCACAUGAAGAAGAAAGACUCUUUUAAAGCACAGACAGAAGACAAGUCCAGACCCAGGUCGAACUCAAGGAAGGCUCAAAGCACAUUUGGCUUUUUGUGCACUCGAGUGUGUUCAGUCGUGCGUGUGCGGGUGUUUUUAACACGCGUGUGCCGAUGCACACAACCAGCAAAGUUUUCUACUCAUUCUGAUCGAUUGUCAACUCAGAGACACACAAACACACAUACACCCUAUUUUUGUGUAUAACAUUCACAUAACAGUUUCACAACUAUUGUUUUGUGGUGAUGGUCACUACUAUGCUAAUACACACACACACACACACACACACACACACAGUACAUACGGCCCACACUGAUUCAGCUGCACUUGCCUUUUGACCUUUGCAUGACGCACCCAGGAGUGCCAGUGGGUCGGCGUGGGCAUGUUCUGCUUUCGGUUUGAUUCUCAUUCUUCCACCUGUAAAGUAAUGAUCCAUUCAUUUGCCACUUCCUGAUUGGUGUCUAUUAUAGAAUAUAUAUAUAUAUAUCAAAUCAUCUCGACCGAUCAGGCAGCACCUCUCUGAGACUGUCCACAUUCAUUCGAUGUUAACCGAAGUUUUUUUUUCUAAAGUGGUCGUCUUGUGCCCUGCUGGUAAAUAUUUGGAUAAAUUCCUGUGGGAAUGUGACAUGAGGUUUGUGAACGCUGCUUUUUACUUUUGAUUAACCAGCACACAGUCGGUUCCCAGCAAUUCACAUAUGCAACAACAAUCGAUUUAACUUCGAUCUCACUCUGGCUUUUAUUCCAACUUCCAUUUCAAAUCGCCACCCGUCAGCAGCCUGAAGGAUCUGAAUGGAGCAUCGGCUGCUGAGUAAGUGGUACUGAAUAAUAUAUAAUGCGGAGCAGUAGUAAGUGAGUUUUGUUUCAGUCAUACAUUGAUUCAUUCAUUCAUUCUAUUCGGCCUGUGGCAAAACAAAUGUCCUCAAAUACAAAAACACUGAUUUACAAAGUUGUUUCAGAGUGUUUGACGACCUAAGAAAAUAAGCCUCAAAUUUUUAUUUUCUUAAAUUUCUUUCAGCCGCAUAGUGAUGUAGUAUAAUAUGGAUCUGUGGUGUCAUGAGGAAACUAUUCGAAGUAACAGCCGUGUCUUUGGGUCUGCACGUGUUGAAUGUACCUGCUGAUUUCCCCCCCCUCAGGCGCUGACCUGAGAUCAGUUUUACUCUGCAUGUAAGUGGGGACGGCUUUAAAUAGAUAAAUGUUAACAAGACAAGAGAAGUAGUAUGUGGUUGAUUCCACCCCCUGAACAAAAGUUUGGAUCCUAUUUUCAUGAACAAAGCUUAACUACUGCAAUAAUCUGAAGAAGGAACCAGUGCUGGGGAGACAUGAAUGUAACAACUUAUAUCUCAAUCAUCAGUGUUGUUAGAUCAACUUUAAACUUUAAUUCUUGACUUGAUUUGUUUAAAAAAAAAGCACACGGAUUGUUUAAAAUAUAUUUUCUGGAUGUGUCCUCAUCUUUUUCGAUUCUUUUACCCGCGCUGCUUUUCUCCUUCUCUUUUUCUCCCUCGCUUUCCAACUCGCCCUCCUCCUCCCGGUGCCAUCGCCACACAGCUGAAGUCUUAACGCUCGAUCACUCUUGUUUUUUAACUUUGUACAGUCAUCAACAAGUUUAUAAAUGAGAAACUCAGAGCAAUACUCUCUCUCUUUAUUUUGAGUCCGUCUCCUCGAAUUUCCAUUUGGCUUUUUGUAAAUAGCAUAAGAAUGACAGUGGUGAUGAGGCUGCGCCAACCCGCUGAAGAGGCGGAGCUUGGCACAGUUUGUAGAGCCGAUGGUUCGGAGGAACGUGCAUCGGCCGACGCGUCGCUCGUAACCGCUGGCGACGGAAACGUGCCGUGAGAAGCAUCUGUAAUCGAGCCUCUGAUUGUAGUGUGUGUGUGUAUAAUUUGUUUGUAUGCUCUGUAAAUGCUUUUGGCUUUUAAACCUGUAAUUAUUGUUAAUGAACUAAAACAGAGGAAUAAAUAAAGAAUUGCAAUAAAUUAUUCUACUUAAAAACGG